This is a messenger RNA of Penicillium riverlandense, 1974 nucleotides long. RefSeq names its product exonuclease/endonuclease/phosphatase family protein. Gene Ontology annotation, molecular function: catalytic activity. Lineage: Eukaryota; Fungi; Ascomycota; Eurotiomycetes; Eurotiales; Aspergillaceae. The transcript has 3 exons. The record is from RefSeq and is a predicted model, not a curated record. Bases 1 to 1974 code for a protein of 657 amino acids.
AUGGCGGACCCACCCGUGGGGGCUCCCGAAGCCCCUCCCACAUACACCCAAGGAACGAGAAACCCCUUUUCAGCGGUUAACUUCGAACCAUCGUUCGUUCCUCGCAAGAGAAGGAGCCCUCGUCAUGGAGACGAAAUUACCACUAGCGCACGCUCGAACCCCGAGUUUGCGGCCACUGGCGAAAAUGGUGGGCGGGUCACAACUAAGGAGCUGCGACAGCUCAUCGACAGCCUGAAGGAAAUCAUCACCAACCAGACCGCUGUUAUUGAGUCCACAAAGGCGGACCUCCAAGAAGUCAAACGCGACCAACAGGCCCUCAAAUCUAUCAACGACGAGCUGAGAGAAGAAGUGCGAACGCUUCGGACGCAGAUCGACGGGCUAGCCAGCACUCUACCAACGCGAUCAUGGGCCUCUGUAGCAGCCGGCACGGGCAACCCUGGACCCCCGGUGCAACACCAACGACCUGACAAAGACCGCAACUGCGUCCGAAUUAGCACACAGCGCGCGUAUGUUGAUCCCCAGGAUAAUGAAGAUGGUGAGGAAAACGCCUUCGGCCGAUACCUCCCCACCGCUACCGCCAAUACCCACAUCCGAACCGCGUUGUUGAAUACGUCGGCUACUCAAGACGUGCAAGUAGCUGGUAUUGGCACCACGAAGACCGGGUACAUGAUCCGGUUCAAAGACGUCGAGUCGGCCGAGACCGCCCGUAACAACACAGAGUGGUUAAACGAACUGGGCAACGACACGAAACUAGUCAAGCCCCGGUUCGGCAUCGUUGUGCACCGUACUCCAACGGAAGGCUUCGAUCUCAACGGAGACAAAGCAGGAGCCAUCGAGAAGAUCAUGAGCGAAAACGAGUUGACUGAGCCGGGAUUCCAAAUCGGGGACCUUGCGUGGCUGAAGAAAAGAGACAAAGUGCUAGGCAACUUCGCGUCACUCGGCAUAUGGUUUGAUACAGCAGAAGCAGCGCAAUGGAUCGUCGACAAUGGCCUCUUAGUGGGCCAGAGAUAUAUUGGAAGCGUGGAACACUUGUCCGACCCCAGCGAACUCGAACCCCUCACAAUGUUAAGGACGAACCUACGAGUACUACAAUUGAACAUCAUGAAAUCGAGGGCCGGUAUGGAGGCCCUUAUCAACGACCAUGAGAGUCAGAACCUGGAUGUGUUGCUUAUUCAGGAACCAUCGAUCACUGCAUACCGAACACAUGUCAACCACAGUGCCUGGCGACUAUACCGUCCGACGAUCGAAAACGAUGCAAUUCGACUUCGCAGUUUGAUUUACGUCAGCAAAAGGAUCUCUACUUCUUCCCAUCGCCAGGUGCAUUGCGACCACUCGGACGUAACGGCAAUCAAAGUAUGGACGCCCGAGUCCCAGAUCCUUCUCUUUUCAAUAUACAUUCCACCAGUGCUUCUCCACACCCCUGAAGAAACUUCGGCAGAACCAGUGCUACGGGCUAUUCGAGACACUAUCGAAACAGUCUGCGACGGUGACGGAAGGCCGACGAGCAUUGUCGUGUCUGGCGAUUUCAAUCGUCACCAUCCCACGUGGAGCGGCAAUAACAUCUAUCCACGGUUCGCGGAACACGCAACCGAGUUAAUCGACUUCCUCCAAGCGCACAACCUCCAGGGCUGUCUCCCUCGAGGCACACCGACGUUCUGGUCUCUUAACCAACCGGGGAAGACGUCCACCAUUGACCAGACGGUAACAGACAACCCUAAUCGACUGAUUAAGUGUAAUCUGUACCAUGAGAACUACGGCUCAGAUCACCGUGCCACAUACAGCGAAUGGGACCUUCAGGCAAAGCGCCACGUCACCACGAAGCCUAGAAGAGCAUACGACCGGGCUGACUGGGACAAAAUCGGGGAGGAAGUGCGACUCCAGACGGAGUCAUGGCCUGCCCCGACGACGACGACGACACUAGACGAAAUUGUGGGGAAGCUCACGGAGGCGACCUCGAGCAGCAAACUGAACUGA